CUAAGUUACACAAUAGAGCACAGAUUCAAAUCAUACCCCUGCGUCACUGUUUUUUGUUUUGUUUUGUUUUGUUUCAGCUUCCUAUAAGACUGUUUUCUCUGAUUGACUUCUGGUGGCUUGGCUUCAUUAUGAUGUGUUAAUGUUCACAGAAAUGUUUGUAAUUUCUCUAUGGUAACAACUUUUUAUGCCUUAGGAGUGUCUCUGAGGCAGGAUUCUAAGAGAUUCUCUUUGACUCAAUCCCAGAUAGAGGAUAAAUCUCCUGGCAAAGCCCAGAAUGACCACAGCCCUGGAACCUGAGGACCAAAAAGGACUUCUGAUAAUUAAGGCAGAGGACCAUUACUGGGGACAGGAUUCCAGCUCACAAAAGUGCAGUCCUCACAGGAGGGAACUCUAUAGACAACACUUCAGGAAGCUCUGCUAUCAGGAUGCACCUGGACCCCGUGAAGCUCUUACCCAGCUGUGGGAGCUCUGCCGUCAGUGGCUGAGGCCAGAAUGCCACACCAAGGAGCAGAUUUUAGACCUGCUGGUGCUAGAACAGUUCCUGAGCAUUCUUCCUAAAGACCUGCAAGCAUGGGUGCAUGCACACCAUCCAGAGACUGGAGAGGAGGCAGUGACAGUACUGGAGGAUCUGGAGAGAGAGCUUGAUGAACCUGGAAAGCAGGUCCCAGGCAAUUCAGAAAGACAGGACAUACUCAUGGACAAGUUGGCCCCCUUGGGAAGGCCAUAUGAAUCACUGACUGUCCAGCUCCAUCCCAAAAAGACCCAGCUGGAGCAGGAAGCUGGGAAACCACAAAGGAAUGGCUGUUUGCUUCUCAAACAUAGAAUAGGACCCGUUUGUGUACUGUUUGUUUGUUACAGGUGAUAAAACUAGGACUAAGAAUGAAGAGUUGUUCCAGAAGGAAGAUAUGCCCAAAGACAAGGAAUUCCUUGGGGAGAUAAAUGACAGACUGAACAAAGAUACUCCUCAGCAUCCUAAGUCCAAAGAUAUUAUUGAAAAUGAGGGCAGAUCAGAAUGGCAACAGAGGGAAAGAAGACGAUAUAAAUGUGAUGAAUGUGGGAAAAGUUUCAGUCAUAGCUCAGACCUUAGUAAACACAGGAGAACUCACACGGGAGAGAAGCCCUAUAAAUGUGAUGAGUGUGGAAAAGCCUUCAUUCAGCGCUCACAUCUCAUUGGACAUCAUAGAGUACACACGGGAGUAAAACCCUAUAAAUGUAAAGAAUGUGGGAAAGACUUCAGUGGGCGCACAGGUCUUAUUCAGCAUCAGAGAAUCCACACAGGUGAAAAACCCUAUGAAUGUGAUGAGUGUGGAAGGCCUUUCCGAGUAAGUUCAGCUCUUAUUAGACAUCAAAGAAUUCAUACCGCAAAUAAACUCUACUAAUAUAGUAGUAAUAUCAAAAGUUCUUUAGACACUCAGGCCUAACUAGUUAUCAAAGAAUCUAUUUUAGAAACCUUGAGUUUCCUCAAUGUGGUCAAAGCUUCAGUCAUCAUUAAACUUCUCUGGACCAAAGAAUCUACCUGAGUAAAAUAUCCUUUUAUUUCAAAUUAGUUCAGUUUUGAGGGGGAAUCAAGAAUUCUUUCAGAAAGCCUUGUCCACUGACAACACUGCUCACCUGCAGCCCAAGAUCAAUGGUUCCUGGAUGAAAGACAGUGAAUUAAUUCUGUCUCUGCUCCAGGUCCUUUUUAGUUGACCAUUCAGUGUCUGACUUUAGGCAAGACAAGACAUACACAUUUUUCUCUGCCUUCAUUUCCCCUUCUGUAAAGUACAGAUGAUAAUAGAGGCUUACCAGGUAUGUUUUGACAAGUUAAAACUGAUGAAAACUACUUUUGAGAUUAAGAUAUAAAACAAUGCUAAUUAUUUGUUUUCCAUCAUUACUCAUAUAAUAGCCUCAACAUCCCUUUUUUAUCUUAAAAUGGGGAGUAUGAUUAUUUUUUGGAAAUUUUUGUUUGCCAAUGAUAAAGAAUAAGCCAUCAGAAGACAGGAGGCCAGCCUGGUCAACACAGCGAGACCCCACCUCUACAGAAACUUAAGAAAAAUUAGCUAGGCAUGGUGGCACACACCUGUAGUUCCACCCAACUAUUUAGGAGGCUGAGGUGGGAAGAUCACUUGAACCCAGGAGUUCAAAGCUGUCGUGAGACGUGAUCGCACCACUGCACCCCAGCCUAGGCAACAGCAAGACCUUAUCUCAAAAAGAAGAAAAAAAGGCUGAGGAAAACAAAAUGGAGGAGGAGGCAAUCUGUGAUCAUUAGGAGCUGCUGGGG
Gorilla gorilla gorilla (western lowland gorilla) is the source of this 2260-nucleotide messenger RNA. It is a transcript of the gene ZSCAN16, whose product is annotated as zinc finger and SCAN domain containing 16. Bases 275 to 862 code for a protein of 195 amino acids. The transcript has 3 exons. The record is from RefSeq and is a predicted model, not a curated record. Gene Ontology annotation, biological process: regulation of transcription by RNA polymerase II. Gene Ontology annotation, molecular function: DNA-binding transcription factor activity, RNA polymerase II-specific; RNA polymerase II cis-regulatory region sequence-specific DNA binding. NCBI's taxonomy places the organism in Eukaryota, Metazoa, Chordata, Mammalia, Primates, Hominidae.